Molecule: messenger RNA, 2877 nt
Organism: Penicillium bovifimosum
Lineage: Eukaryota; Fungi; Ascomycota; Eurotiomycetes; Eurotiales; Aspergillaceae
Exons: 1
Coding region: 1-2877 (958 amino acids)
Source: RefSeq, a predicted model, not a curated record
AUGACAUCCACAAAGACAUUUGUGCCAACAUCUGAGCCAAUGCUCUCAAGGCCUCGAGGUGGCAGUGCUCCACGACCGCAAGCCCGCUCAGCAGGGACAGCCGAACGGCCUAGCAGGAAUGAAAGCCUGGUCGACAUGGUACGAUUCUUCCAGUCUCCGAAUACGCCCUCUAAUCCAUCGCCUGAACCUCAAUCGGAACGUCAACCUCACUCUCGCACUCACUCUCAGCCCCCACCCUCGAGUCCUUCGGACACCACUACUGCACUUCCGGUUGCUAUGUCGCCUCCGGCGGUGAAACCGAAGCCCGAACCCGAGCAGGAAAAGCCAUUUCAUCGUCGCCUCUUCCAGUUUGCCCAGCGCCCAAAGAAAGAAUCGUCGCCCAAGUCGAAACAGGAAAAACAGCAGCGCCAGAUCGAAGCAUUGACAAGGGAGGGGUUUCUUAUCACUACGCCUCUGCCGCCGAAGGAGCGAAUGGUGCAAAAGGAGGCAAAGCGGUCAAAAGAAAGCCUGUCUCUUUCUCGGUCCCUUUCUAAAACCAGGAAAGAUGUAGAGAACGUUGGCCAGCCAUGGUUACAAGCCAAGGUCGAGGCCCCUAGCCGGCCAACCGACACAGGGCGCCGCUUGGCUUCUCUGGAUCUUGGCGAUUUCAGUUCAAUGGUUGACGUCGCAGUUUCACUCUCUUCGGAAUUCGACGAUUCGGUGCCGCCGCCGUAUCAGCCCACUGAACCCGCCUCAUCCCAAAACGCAUCAGCUGUUCCGGUUUCGGGCUCUUCGGCGGUUUCAAAUUCCGCAGGAGUCGCCAGACCGGACUCCCCCCUGACUUCCACCGAUAGUUCCUACCGGAAUGCAUCAAUUGAUGAACUGAUCCAACCGCCAUCUAACUCAGCAGAGUCGAGUACAGGUGGUACUUCUCAGGACACUGACUCCAUUUCAAGAGUCACCCCUAAUACGCCUGCGAGUGUGAAUGAUUCAGACUCACUCCCCAGACCGUCCAUUGAUAGUCCAAAGCGAGACCCACCAGAGAAACCGUUGUCUCGCAGCGUGACUCCUUCGCAACCCGCAUUGAAACUCUUCCCUGAUGUGACACCCCCUCCCAAAUCGACGAAACCUGUGUGGAGGACUUCAGUUGUUCCUCGGUACCGAACCAUCGAUAAUAUCGCAACAUCGCCGAUAUCGAGUCCACGAACUGGGCACACACCGGAAGCUCCAGAUGAGCCACGAAAAUCAUCUGAUGUUUCCGUAUGUGCCCCUGUUAAUGAGGAAGAACCCACGUGCUCAGGUGCCCUCGCGCCUGUCGAGGAUCACAGUCCAUCUGCACCUUCGGAGAAGGUCCUCAAAGAAUCUGUCUCGGAUGAUCCGAUUCCAUCUCGACCGGUCUCGUUGUCUCUGGGCACACUGAAGGCAUUUCCUCUGCCAGCGCCUACAAGACCUCUUCCAUCACUGCCCGAAGCCGAACGAUCUCCCAGUGCUCCUCCGAGCAUCAACACUCGCGCUAUUAGAGCAAUGCGUUCGGGUCCGAUGUCUUCCAAUCUACAAUUCUCUUCAGCAAGCCUGUCGGAAGAUCAGGAACUGGAAUCCAGUGGUGCUAGUCCCAGCCUUUGCACACUUGACUCGCGUCCAGCAACCGCUCUUGGCAGCAUUGGUGGUGGAGGCUCAAUGGCUGAUGAUGAGGACAGCCUAUUUACUCCCUCAAUCUCGGAACACUCCAAGCAAAGCUCAGGACAGUCCGCUCCUCGAGGACGUGCUUCUAGCGUGCGCAUUCCCCGAGUGCAGGAGCCGCCCGCGAGCCCUUCAAGCCAGUCUGCCGAGAAGGCGGCUGAAGGGCAACCUCUCGCUGACUCGCCUGUUUUGGGACACUCUAACCCAGCAAUGUCUCAGGGUAAGGAUACCGUCGUCAAGGGACUUCAGAUCAAUUCCCAGCUCGGUCGAAAGAACCUUCCCUUCGGUCUGCCAUCACCUCCGCCAACUGCAGCUCUCCCAUCAGCUCCUCCUCCCCAGCAAGCACCUCCUCCCCCGCCUUCCGGGCUAAGAGUAGGUCAGCGCAACUACACCGCACCCAACGCAGCUCUUCUGUCUUCGAUGAGAAGUAUGGAGGCACUUUCUGGACCGGCACUACAUCGAAACACGAGUAUGUCUCGGAGCAACAGCUCAGGGAGCAGCCUUAGACAUGAGACUUUCCCCGAACCAUAUCAACAAAGUUACUCCAACUCUCGUUCCGAAUCUCCAAUUCCCUCCUCAGACGAGGAAGUCUGCGGUCCUAGCUCCAAUACCAAAUCCUCACGCCGCAUCAAAUCCCAACGCUCACAGCAAACACGUCGAGGCUACGAGACAGUCGAUGAACGCCAGAUGUCCCACGCUCGCCUCCGCUACCCGCAACCCACACGGCCGCCACCACCUCAAAACCACAGCCUCCACAGCCUGGACAAGGCUCCACCUCCCCAGACCCAAUAUUCCCACCGAUCGAGAGAGUCUCGCAGCAGCCACCACGUCCGCCCCGCUCCUCAAGUAGACCACUACCUCGAAGACCGGGUUGCAAAUUUGGAGCGCCAGAACCAAAUUCUCCAGGCUGCUCUCAUGGCGGCACUCAAUGCUGGAGGGAAGAAUCCUCUCCUCGACGGUCUCAGUCUCAAUCCGGGCAUCUCCCAGCAGCCAUACCAACAUGCUCCGUUUUCGAAUCAGUAUUCCGGUCGUCAUGCGUCGCGCCCGGAUAGCUGGGUUAGCUCUUCUCGCAGUAGUGAGUAUAGUGGUCAUGAGACGGGGGCUUACCAUGGUCGGGCGAAUAUCAAACAGCUGGACAAUAUGAUUGAGGAUAUUGAGUCUGGGUGGAUGUCGGAUAAGUCCAGUCUCAGUGGUGCUCGAAUUACUCACCAACGUUGA